AGUUGUAUCCCGGAGGAUUGUUUGUCCUCGUCUUUUCCUCCAUGAAAUGGGAAAUGGAGGUGGAAGAGAAAGAGAUCGAAGUUGUGCUCGAGAAAAUUUGGGAUUUGCACGAUAAGUUUAGCGACGCAAUUCACUCCAUCUCCCGAGCUCACUUCCUCAGCUCCGUCAAGUCUCGCGCCAAAACCGACGAUUUCCACUUUCCCCUCCGGUCAACGAAGAAGCCGGAGGCGGCGGAUUCCGAUCAGAGCGCGCACAAUAACGAAUUUAGGAACGACGGAAACAAGGCUUCCGGUUUCGUCUUUGUGAAGGAGUUCCGAGUUGGCGAUGAGGAUGACUCGGCUGCGGUUCGUGAAGCUAAGAGCCUAAGCGCCAUCCGAACCGCCCUCGAAAACCUCGAAGACCAGCUCGAAUUCCUCCAUACCAUGCAAACGCAGCAACGGGCUGAGAGAGAUGUUGUGCUUGCUCGCAUAGAACAAAGCCGCAUCCUCCUUGCGUUGAGAUUAGCAGAGCAUCAGGGUAAAAGGUAUAAAUGUAUAGAAGAAGCUCAAGCACUGGUUUGUGAUGUUAAGGAUGCCAGCCAUUUCGUUUCACCUGAAAGCCUUUCUGGUAAUGCACACUGUGAGGAUUUUGUUGCACGGGAUGGGAAGAGAUCAAAUGUGUUUCUUAAUGUUCUCUUUUCUAGUUUCAAUUUCGUCAAGCAGUCCCUUAGACUAGAUCAUGUGGGUGGGGUGCUUGGAAACGCUGCCCUGGUUGCAAUUAGUAUGCUAGCGUUAAUGCAUCUGCAACAAGCAGGUUGCAAAGAAAAAUUCGUUUUGGCCCUUCCACAAAGACAAGAAGAUGUUAUCUACAACAGAAAUAUGACCAAAGUCUCUCAACCCACAGGUUCAUCAUCUAGUCGUUUGUCAGAGUUGAACGUGUUGUCAGCUAGGGGCUAGACUGAAAGUAAUAUUAUAAAAUCUUUUCUCUUCUUGGGUUGACUGUUUGAGUUGCUUCAAAUGUUGUUAAUUGAAUAGAGAGAGGCUCCAUAUGUGAUGACAAAAACCGAAAUAGGUUAAGCCUAGGAAAAUUUUCAUUAUCUUGAGUAUCCAAAUGAUACAUUGAUUGUUAUUCUCUUUGGUAAUACAAUGUCAGUCCGGUCCUUUCCACUAAACAGCAAGUUUCAUUGUAUAUAAUAUAACUAUAAACUUCCAUUCAUUUGUAUCUGUGCGAAAUGUGCAACUCUAUGUAUGCAGGUAACAGUUGAUUUAUUGAAAGUUAUGUUCUUGCGCGUA
Messenger RNA from Ipomoea triloba (trilobed morning glory), 1271 nucleotides. RefSeq names its product plastid division protein PDV1-like. The record is from RefSeq and is a predicted model, not a curated record. NCBI's taxonomy places the organism in Eukaryota, Viridiplantae, Streptophyta, Magnoliopsida, Solanales, Convolvulaceae. Bases 42 to 935 code for a protein of 297 amino acids. The transcript is spliced from 2 exons. Gene Ontology annotation, biological process: chloroplast fission.